UUAAUCUGUGAUCGCAGUGCAAAAAUUUUAACACACUUUUAUAAACUAGAAUUAAUAAUUUUCCAAAAAUGACGAAAAAGAAACCGAUGCCGAAUUUAUCGAAGGAGGAGAAAAUGGUGCUAGUUAUAUCUGAAAUAAUACAGGAGCUACUUAUCGCUCACCGACAGGGCAAAGAUGUUAACCUCAACAAGAUGAAAACACGGAUCUCGUCCAAGUACGGACUCGGGACUUCGCCUCGGCUGGUCGACAUCAUAGCGGCGGUGCCAGCAGAGUCUAAAAGCAUAUUGUUGCCCAAGUUAAAGGCAAAACCCAUCCGUACAGCGUCAGGUAUCGCCGUGGUCGCAGUCAUGUGCAAACCUCACAGAUGUCCACAUAUCAACUUCACUGGCAACAUUUGCGUCUACUGCCCUGGUGGACCAGACUCCGACUUCGAGUACUCGACACAGAGUUACACAGGCUACGAGCCUACAUCUAUGAGGGCAAUCCGUGCCCGAUACAACCCGUAUUUACAGACACGGCACAGAGUGGAACAGUUGAAGCAGCUCGGUCACAGUGUGGAUAAAGUGGAGUUUAUUGUAAUGGGGGGCACAUUCAUGAGUCUCCCUGAAGAUUAUAGAGACUACUUUAUAAGGAAUCUGCAUGAUGCUCUAUCUGGACACACAUCCAGCUGUGUGGCAGAAGCUGUGAAAUACUCCGAGAGAGCUAAAACUAAAUGUAUCGGAAUAACCAUUGAAACCAGACCAGAUUACUGUCUGCAGAGGCACAUGAGUGAUAUGUUGAACUAUGGAUGUACCAGGCUGGAAAUUGGUGUGCAAUCUGUGUAUGAAGAUAUUGCUAGGGAUACUAACAGAGGCCACACUGUAAAAGCUGUCUGUGAAAACUUUAAUUUAGCUAAGGAUGCUGGCUACAAGAUAGUAGCUCACAUGAUGCCUGAUCUACCCAAUGUUGAUUUUGAGAGGGAUGUUGAGCAGUUCAUUGAGUUCUUUGAGAAUCCAGCUUUCCGAGCUGAUGGUCUCAAGAUUUAUCCAACUCUGGUUAUCCGAGGUACUGGCCUCUAUGAGCUGUGGAAAACCGGUAGAUACAGGAGCUACCCACCCUCUACUUUGGUGGAUUUGAUUGCCAAGAUCUUAGCUUUAGUGCCCCCAUGGACUAGAGUUUACAGAGUGCAGCGUGAUAUUCCGAUGCCUUUAGUAUCAUCGGGUGUGGAACAUGGUAACUUGAGGGAGCUAGCUCUGGCUCGGAUGGCAGAUCUCGGUACGGACUGUAGAGAUGUGAGGACAAGGGAGGUCGGCAUACAGGAGAUACAUAACAAAGUCAGACCCUAUGAGGUGGAGUUGAUAAGGCGUGAUUAUGUAGCUAAUGGUGGCUGGGAGACAUUUUUAUCAUAUGAGGACCCAGAUCAAGACAUUCUGGUUGGUUUGUUGCGACUCAGGAAGUGUGCAAAGGAUACAUACAGGCCGGAAUUAAAGCCUGGACCUAACUCUAACUUCAAACAGUGCAGUAUUGUCAGAGAGCUGCAUGUGUAUGGCUCUGUUGUUCCAGUGAAUGCCCGUGAUCCAACCAAGUUCCAACAUCAAGGAUUUGGUAUGUUGCUCAUGGAGGAAGCUGAACGUAUAGCGAGGGAGGAGCAUGGCUCGGACAAGAUAGCUGUCAUCUCUGGUGUUGGUACCAGGAACUAUUAUGCCAAGAUUGGGUACCACCUUGAAGGGCCUUAUAUGGUUAAAAUGUUGUGAAUAAAAUUAUAUUUGUA
Aricia agestis (brown argus) is the source of this 1750-nucleotide messenger RNA. RefSeq names its product elongator complex protein 3 (gene Elp3). Gene Ontology annotation, cellular component: cytoplasm; elongator holoenzyme complex; nucleus. Gene Ontology annotation, biological process: tRNA wobble base 5-methoxycarbonylmethyl-2-thiouridinylation. The transcript is spliced from 7 exons. Gene Ontology annotation, molecular function: iron-sulfur cluster binding; acyltransferase activity, transferring groups other than amino-acyl groups. NCBI's taxonomy places the organism in Eukaryota, Metazoa, Arthropoda, Insecta, Lepidoptera, Lycaenidae. The coding region runs from base 69 to 1733 and encodes 554 amino acids. The record is from RefSeq and is a predicted model, not a curated record.